AUGAUGAGUUCUCAACUAAUUGUGCCGGCUGAAAAGCCACAGAUUCAUCUUGGCGACACCGAGAUCAAUGAGGAAAUGGAAGCUCUCGAAGGAUACGUGGUUGAUCCUAGUCAUUAUUCAGAUCAAGCCUGCCAGCUAAAAAUAAGCGCCGACGGUCGCUAUGUCCUUAUUCCACAGCCGUUAGAUACACCCGAUGAUCCAUUGAACUGGAGCAACAACAAGAAGUGGUUGAUCGUGGCUAUCAUUGCCUAUAUCGCCCUUCUGGCGGACUAUACGGGUGGCACGGCUAUUAUCACGGUUAUCCCUCAAUCAAUGGAAUGGGGAUUAUCCCAAGAAACAGUCCAGAGAGCCGUUGUAGGCAAUCUCUUCACCAUCGGCGCAUGUGGACUGUUCGUUGUCCCAUUAGCCAGCUACUUCGGCCGUUGGCCAGUCACCCUGGUCUUCCAGUGCGUCAUGCUAGGAACUUGUGCCUGGUCCGCCGCAGCAACAAGCUUUCGCUCAUAUCUUGCAGCGCGUAUAAUAAAUGGCUUCUUCUGCAGCGUCGGCCAAGGCGGAGCCCUAAUGUGGAUCAAGGAUCUCUUCUUCUUUCAUCAGCAUCCGCAGGUCAUCAACUAUGUCGAGUUUUCUAUUAUCCUCAGUCCGUAUCUGGGUCCGUUGGUCAGCUCGUUUAUUGUAUCACAUGUGAGCUGGCGAUGGACCUUUUGGGUGUGUACAAUUCUUGCUGGGGUUGGCCUUGUUGCAGUAUUUUUCCUGGAUGAAACACUUUUCGAUCGAAAGAAUCCUCCUCCUUCUCGUGGAUCAUAUCUCUCACGACUGGCCGGAGUUCAACAAGCUAAAGCUCCAUCGAAGGACUUCGUUCAGUGCAUGGCCCGUCCAGUGGUUGCUAUCACUAAGAUUCCUGUGUUGACCAUUCUCAUCUAUUACUUUCUAAAUUUUGCCUGGGUCAUUGGCGUGAAUACCACCAUCGGUAUCUGGUUGAGCAAUUUCUACCAUUUUUCAGCACGAGGAAUUGGCUAUUUUUAUUUCUUUGGCAUUGUUGGCUGCUUGAUCGGCUGGUUUGCGGGUCAUUUUCUACAUGAUGCUGUCGGAAGAUACUACACCAAGCGACACGCUGGCCGUCUCGACCCCGAAGCCCGACUGAUUAUAACAUAUCCUGCAACCCUCCUCUGUUGUGCUAGUUUGAUCAUUCUAGGCUUUGCCUUUGAAAAACACUGGCAUCAUAUGGUGCUUGCAGUAUUUGCGGCAGCUCAAUGUGUUGGCGUCAUGAUCAUCACCACUGCCAUCAAUGCUUACCUGUUGGACUGCUACCCCGAAGGAUCUGGAGAGGUCGGCGCAUGGGUCACGGCCAGUCGCAAUUGGGCAGGCUUCAUGGCAACGUAUAUUCAGAUUGACUGGGUGGCGCGUAUUGGGCCUGCCAAAGCCCUCGGGAUUCAGGCGGCCAUCACAUUCGGGUCGUUGUGUUUCAUGGUGUUUCUGCAGAUGUAUGGGAAGCAGAUGAGGCAGGGGCAGGGGCGGAUGGUAUUUGGGAAGAAAUAA
Molecule: messenger RNA, 1536 nt
Organism: Penicillium cataractarum
Lineage: Eukaryota; Fungi; Ascomycota; Eurotiomycetes; Eurotiales; Aspergillaceae
Product: putative MFS transporter
Exons: 3
Coding region: 1-1536 (511 amino acids)
Biological process (GO): transmembrane transport
Molecular function (GO): transmembrane transporter activity
Source: RefSeq, a predicted model, not a curated record